This is a messenger RNA of Tripterygium wilfordii, 934 nucleotides long. RefSeq names its product phosphoprotein ECPP44-like. The record is from RefSeq and is a predicted model, not a curated record. The transcript is spliced from 2 exons. Gene Ontology annotation, biological process: response to water. Gene Ontology annotation, cellular component: membrane. Lineage: Eukaryota; Viridiplantae; Streptophyta; Magnoliopsida; Celastrales; Celastraceae. The coding region runs from base 111 to 746 and encodes 211 amino acids.
UCUAAAUUCACCAAUUCAACAAAGAAUCUCACUUUUCAGUGUUCAAUUACUAGCAUUCUCUCUUGAGCAAAUCUUCAAAUAGACUACUCUCUGUUUAGUUUUUGAUCAAAAUGGCUGAAGAAAACCAGCAGGAGAUCAAGAUCACCACCCCUGUUGUUGGUGAUCAGGACGUUGAAGCUAAGGAUCGAGGGCUUUUUGAUUUCUUGGGGAAGAAAGAGGAGGAGAAACCACAAGAGGAGGUCAUCGCCUCUGAGUUUGGUGAGAAGGUCAAGGUUUCUGAAACAGAGGAACACAAAGAGGAGGAAGAGAAGGAGAAGCAGCACGGUGGUCUUCUUGAGAAGCUACACCGUACUAGCAGCAGUUCUAGCUCUUCAAGUGAUGAGGAAGAAGGUGAAGGAGAGGAGAAGAAUAAGAAAAAGAAGGAGAAGAAGAAGAAGCAGCAUGAGGAAGACGUAACUGUCCCUGUAGAGAAAGUUGAGGAGCCAGCUGCUUCUGAAGAGAAGAAAGGCUUCCUUGACAAAAUCAAGGAGAAGCUACCAGGUCAGGACAAGAAGACUGAAGAGGCCCCUCCUCCUCCUCCUCCUCCAUCAACAGAUUAUGCAGCAACUACUGAGGCAGCUCAUGAAGGAGAGGCCAAGGAGAAAAAAGGGUUCCUUGACAAGAUCAAGGAGAAGCUUCCUGGGUAUCAUGCCAAGACUGAGGAAGAGAAGGAAAAGGAAAAGGAAAAAGACAGUGCUUCCCAUUAAGAAUGCAACUUCUGUGUUCCUUAGGAAAUGAUGAUCAUGGUCGUCCGUCUUCUUUGUCCAGUUGUUUUCUUUCUUCCUUUUUUGGGCAUAUUGUUUUAUUUUAAAGUUUUUGUCUUUUCAUUCAUGCUUUGUUACUUGUUCUGGUUUUCAUAGUCAAAUACAAUAGCUUGUAUGUGUGCAUUCAUAUA